AUGGGUCUCAGCAGAGCGUCGCUGGGCUUUCUGGGCCUGUUCUUUACGGCGGGUUCCAUCUUGCUAAUCUUCCUGACUCUUUUGGCCGGUACUCGUAACACCACGCCGCUGAACCAGGUCUACUUCCUCCAAGUCGACACAAGCAAUAUUGCAGGCGCCGCGGCAACAUCGCGCUGGACCUUUUGGAAUCUCUGCGGAGUGACAGAUGGCAAGAAUGACUGCGGCAAAUCCCAUGUCGAUUUCCCAUUCGACCCCCCAAGCCACCGUAACUUCGAUACAACCGAGAACAUCCCUGAUCAGUUCAUCGACACCAAGCACUAUUUCUUGAUGUCGCGGUUCAUGUUCCCCUUCCUCAUCAUCGGCCUGUUCUUCUCCGUGCUCUCUCUCUUCACUGGCCUGUUGGCCAUGUGCACGCGCAUCGCCGGCUACCUGUCUGGUUUCCUGGCCUGGCUCGGUCUGACCUUCCAAGUCAUCACCACCUGUCUUAUGACUGCCGUCUUCGUCCAGGGCCGUGAUGCCUUCAAGAGUAACGGCCAGACCGCCAAGGUUGGCGUCAAGGCUUUCGCUUUCAUGUGGACUGCUUCCGCUUGUCUUUUCCUGGCGUGCCUGAUGUACUGCCUUGGCGGCGCCGUCGGACGGAAAGACAGCAAAGGCUACAGUGGCCGCAAAGAGCGCCGUCGUGGAUUCUUCUCUUCCCAGCGCUCGAACAGCGUGAAGAGCCAAAAGAGGGAAACCACAAACUACGCUUAA
This is a messenger RNA of Penicillium salamii, 750 nucleotides long. NCBI's taxonomy places the organism in Eukaryota, Fungi, Ascomycota, Eurotiomycetes, Eurotiales, Aspergillaceae. The record is from the annotation of a GenBank genome assembly.